AUGGAAAGUAUGGAAGAAAAUCAAGGAUUAAAACUUGUCGACGAUACUUCUCGCAGUACGAAUAUUCCUAAUAAUGACGAAAAAACCAACAAUGAUGAUGAUAACAAUAAGCUUGGAAUUGAAGAUAAUAACAAGCAUGAGGAUAUCCAAAUUAAAGCCAAUAAAGAAGAAUCAAUCGCAUUCAAAUUACAAUUUGAUGAAAUUGCAAUUGCCGCAAAAUUGUUAGAAAAUGCUAAAUCAAAUAACAAUAAUCGUUAUUAUAAUUCGCACGCAAAGACAAAUUCUUUAUCUUCAUUAAAUAAUAGAAGAAUAUCUGAAAUUGAAAAUUCAUAUUUCGCACAUCAAAAAUCUUAUUCUUACCAAUCAUCAUUAAAAUAUCAUAAUUAUCAUAACCAAGCAAAACACAAACGUAACAAUUCUUCAGUUCCAAAAUUAAAUCUUAAUGGAAUCAGCAACAAUUCAUAUUAUCCAACAACAACAAACAGAAAUGUUAAACUGAAUUCUUUGUCAUCAAUUCCAUAUGUUAGUUAUGAUGUAUUUGAUGAAUUGAGUUUUGAUGAUGCAUUUGGUUUAAAAUCUUCUUUAAAAGAAUUUGAUUAUAAAUUUAAUAAUAAUAGACAUGAUUCAGAUUGGGAUUCAUUAUCCAGUGGUCAAGGAUAUCCACCACUUAACCCGUCUUCAAUUCAUUCCUCAUCCUCCUCAUUUUCUCCGAGUUUGUCGCCUUACUACCCUUCGACAAAAUCAAGUUAUCAUCAACAUCAUCACUGGUUUUUGGAUGAUAAAGAAUUUUUUGCUCAACAAUUAUUGUUAGAAGAAGAACGCAAAUUACUUGAAAUACAACAAAUUCAAUUAAACGAUGCAAUUGCUGCUCACCAAUUGCGUCUUAAAUCGGAAGCAAACAAUAACAAUAAUAAUUUUGAUCCAUUAUUUAAAUUUAAUUUAAUAUAA
This is a messenger RNA of Entrophospora candida, 948 nucleotides long. The record is from the annotation of a GenBank genome assembly. NCBI's taxonomy places the organism in Eukaryota, Fungi, Glomeromycota, Glomeromycetes, Entrophosporales, Entrophosporaceae.